GGGGCCCCUGUGUCCUUGCCCAAACUCAAAAAAGCCUAUGAAAAAGGUACCAGGGGCAUCUCAUGGGGCCCCCUACUGACCCUGGGCCCUCCAAAUGAGGAUCAUGGGGCCCCCGUGUCCUUGCCCAAACUCAAAAAAGCCUAUGAAAAAGGUACCAGGGGCAUCUCAUGGGGCCCCCUACUGACCCCGGGCCCUCGGGCAUCGCCCUAGUUUCCAAAUGGUCAGUCUGAACUGGAUACUAACAUUUAUAGGUAAAGUUGAUCCAGGGAAUAUC
Staurois parvus is the source of this 274-nucleotide messenger RNA. NCBI's taxonomy places the organism in Eukaryota, Metazoa, Chordata, Amphibia, Anura, Ranidae. The record is from the annotation of a GenBank genome assembly.